AUCACUAAUCGACCGAAUUUAAUAUCAUUGCAAUCGAAUAAAACAAUACAGCAAACAUGUCUCGAGCUCUUCGGAGUGUGAGGAAUGUCACAAAGGGCUAUUCAUCAGUCCAAGUCAAAGUCCGCAAUGCCACAAGCAACGAUCCAUGGGGCCCAACGGGCACAGAAAUGGGUGAGAUUGCCGCUUUGACAUUCAACAACCCCAGUGAUUUUUAUGAGAUUGUUGAUAUGCUUGAUAAGCGAUUAAAUGAUAAAGGAAAGAAUUGGCGCCACGUCCUGAAAUCGCUCAAGGUGCUCGACUAUUGCCUGCACGAGGGUUCAGAACUUGUUGUCACGUGGGCGAGGAAGAACGUUUAUAUCAUUAAGACUCUGCGUGAGUUUCAGUAUAUUGACGACGAAGGCCGAGAUGUUGGUCAAAAUGUUCGAGUGUCUGCUAAAGAACUUACUGCAUUGAUUCUUGAUGAGGAUCGUCUGCGCAGCGAGCGGUCCGACCGGAAACUUUGGAAAUCUCGCGUGAGUGGCAUUGAUGAAGGUAUGCAAGGAUAUGGAGGAUCUAGCGGCGGUCGCCGCCCCGACCGUGAGAAACGUGAGCGCAGAAACCGUGAUGAAGAUGAUACAGAAUAUCAAUUAGCAAUCGAGGCCAGCAAGGCUGAAGCAGAAGAGGAACGCAAGCGGCGCGAACGGGCUGUCAGGGACGAAGACGAUGACGAUCUCGCCAGGGCCAUCAAGCUAAGCAAAGAAGAGGAGGAACUGCGAAGGCGCGAAUUAGAAGAGAGUAAUGCCAAAUCGUUGUUUGACGACACUCCGGUACAACCUGCCCAGGCACAGCCCACGGGAUACAACCAGGGUUACCAGCAGCAACCAGCCGUUGACUGGUUCGGCAAUCCUCUUGAUGCGCAGCAACCUUUAACAACCGGUUAUCUCAACAACCAAUAUGCGCAGCCUAAUGGAUACCAAGCUACCGGUCAAAUGAAUGCGUUCAGCAACGGUUUCCAGGUGCAACCUACAGGAUUUGACCCGUCGCAGCAGUUCGGCCAACCACAGAACAACUUUUUCCAGAACCAAUCCCUCCAACCCCAGCAAACGGCGUUCAAUAACAAUAACCCAUAUGGGACCAAUCCCAUGUAUGGGCAGGUGCAACAGUCUCCUCAGGAAAACUAUCUGCAACCUGGCAGUCACAAUCCAUGGGCUACUGACAAGCAGCAAGGUCUUGAUGCCCUCCGACCCAUGCCUACUGGUUCAAACAAUCCAUUUGCGUCAGCAAUCAACCGACCGGUUUCUCAACCUUCCCGACCUGGUCCACCAUCAUUGAACACAUUGGCCGAGGAGAGGGCCACUACCUCUUUCAAUACCACACCAUCCGGACCUAACCCUAUCGCAAACUACAAGGCGCCUAACCCGCUGCAACCAUCAGCAACUUCCACCAAGCCCACACGCGCCAAUGACGACCAAUACGCUCGACUCAACGCUCUACUCGCCAGUGGCGAGGGUCAAGAUACAUUUGGUAAUGUCGGCGAAUUACGUGUUCCAGCUCACCAUACCGCUCCCGGCACAUUCAUCAACUCUGCGGGUCAGGGAUUCGACCGACUCAACGUGCAGCAGACUGGUAGCAACCCAUUCUUCAAUCAACAAUUCACCGGCAUGCCUCAACAGACUGGUUUUGCACAGUCGAACAAUCCUUUCGGUGCCCCUGGACACCAGCAACAACAACAGGGCGGGAGCUUGAUUGAUCUGUGAUUGUAAAUCCGAUAGCCUAUUCCUUUGCUUAUCUUGUCAUUCCUUCUAUUUAAUUUCAUCGUGACGCAAAGCCGACCCUUUCAUGUGUAUAGACACCAUACCAUAUCUUUACCCUUUGUCCACGGCUUCUCUGAACCACACAUUGUCACUCAUUAAGAGAUUCGACCAUCUCUAUUCUUCUUCCUUUCUCAUUCUACUUAUUCCCCUGUCGGUUUACUUUGUCGAGAUCCACCUUUCUUUAUGUCAAUUUGUGUUCCUGCAUAUUAGUCAGAGUUCUAGUUCGUUUCUUAUAUCCUUUCGAAAGUCGUUGAAAGCAAAUGUCAUCAUCUUUUUGGUUUGUUAAAAUAAAAUCGUAUAUCCAGCUGUUUGACUUCGAGGGCUUUUGCUUAAAAACAAGAUCGAAAUAUCAAGUUUUGA
This is a messenger RNA of Talaromyces stipitatus ATCC 10500, 2153 nucleotides long. Its product is annotated as EH domain binding protein epsin 2. Gene Ontology annotation, molecular function: phospholipid binding; clathrin binding. The record is from RefSeq and is a predicted model, not a curated record. NCBI's taxonomy places the organism in Eukaryota, Fungi, Ascomycota, Eurotiomycetes, Eurotiales, Trichocomaceae. Gene Ontology annotation, biological process: actin filament organization; endocytosis. The coding region runs from base 57 to 1736 and encodes 559 amino acids. Gene Ontology annotation, cellular component: endosome; clathrin vesicle coat; plasma membrane. The transcript has 4 exons.